Messenger RNA from Paramecium sonneborni, 1123 nucleotides. Lineage: Eukaryota; Ciliophora; Oligohymenophorea; Peniculida; Parameciidae. The record is from the annotation of a GenBank genome assembly.
AUGAAUAAUAGAUUUGAGAAUUCGUAGGAUUAUGAUUUAGACAUGUGUGGCAUUUCAAGAUCAUAUUCAUAAACUAAAUUACCAAGUCAAAACAAUAAUAAUAAAGAUAAAUUAAAAAAUGAGUUUGUAUAAUAUAUUUUAAUGAUAAAGGUGGAUAAAAACCUAUUAUAAAGAAAGGAUUAAGAAGAUCUGAGUGGUUCAAUAUAAUUAAAUGAUUUAAAUAUUUUGGGAUUAAAAGAUUACUACUCUGGUACAUGUGAUAAUAAUUUGGAAAUAAAACCUAAGAAAAUAGAAGAAACCAAUGAUCGUAUUGAAAUAGAAGCAUAAUAAAAUGAACCAAUAAAUACUACUCUCGAUUAAUUGGGUUAAAAAUUAAAUGAAGUGAUUGGACAAUAUCUUUGUGAACUUACUUCUUAAUCUAGAUUAUCUUUAGACUCAUUUUCCUUAUAAAAUAGUGAAAAUCUUGAUGAAGAACAAUAAUAAUAAAUUUUAGAUCUUGAAUUAAAUGUAAUCAGAUAGCGUAUAUAUAAAGUAUACAUUUCGAUUUAAAUUAGUAAAUUGUUGAUAAAAUCAACCUUUCUGUAAUUUAAUCAGUUUAAUCAAUUGGAACUUCUAGUUAACUUAUAUCUUAAACUUAAUCUAAUUAAAUCUCUACACAUGUUUCCAAAGAACUUAUGAAUAAUAGUACUACGUAGUUUUCUUAGAUUUCAUAAAAAUCACCCCCAAAAUCGCUUACUCAUUCGCUUUUAGAUUUAUAAUCAUAACUUUAUUAGAGCACCUAAUAAGCAUAAGCUAGGCCUAGUAAUAAAAAAACUGAUGAACUCCCAUUUAAUAUUGUAGAUUGUGAAGGAACAAAAGAAGAGUUACAAAAUAAGCUCAAGAUUUCCAUCUAAUUAAAUUAUUAAUAAUCCUAAAUAAAUAGCCAAUUAAGAGAAGAAUUAUAAAAAUAUGAAGUAUAAUAAUUUGAUUAUCAAUUUAGAAAAUGAAUUAACCACAAGAUUCAAUUUAUGAAGAUGAUAUACAGAUCUUAUAAUAAGAAAUUCAAAAUUUGAGAUUAGAAAAUUGUAAACUUAAAGAAAAUUAAUCAAAUAAACUAUGUGAAAGAUGUAAAGAUAGUAUAUGA